GUUUUGUUUGUCUCUUCAUCUAGAGUCAGUGGUGGAGAUCAAAGUGUUGAAAUCCAUCAUGGAUGAAACUCAAACAUCUGGAGAUGAAGAUGUUUUCCCAGGAUACAGGCAUUUUGAUUCAGUUCAUCAGAAGAGAUCAGAAGCAGAGCCCAGCUGUGUGUCUAUGAAGAGUGACGGGUCUAUGAUGGAGCCAAUAAAGUUUAACAGUGGAGAUUCACAGUCUGGUCUCAGUCCAGUUCAGAAGAAGAGAUCAGAAGCAGAGUCCAGCUGUGUGUCUAUGAAGAGUGACACAUCUGUGAUUCAACCAUUAGAUUGUAAGAGUGGAGAUACACAGCCUGCUCUCAGUCAUGAUGUCUACAACACAUUUAGAUCAAAUCUGAUGAAGAAGUUUGAGUGUCUGUAUGAGGGAACAGCAAUACAGGGAAACCCAACACUGCUGAAUGAGAUCUACACAGAGCUCUACAUCACAGAGAGUGAGAGUGGAGAGAUCAAUAAUGAGCAUGAGGUGAGACAGAUUGAGACACAAUCCAGGAGAGCAGCAACAGAGGACACAGCCAUCAAAUGCAGUGACAUCUUUAGACCUUUACCUGGACAAGACAAACCCAUCAGAACUGUGCUGACAAAGGGAGUCGCUGGCAUUGGAAAAACAGUCUCUGUGCAGAAGUUCAUCCUGGACUGGGCUGAAGGCAAAGAGAAUCAGGACGUCCAGCUCGUAUUUCCACUUCCUUUCAGAGAGAUCAACUUGAUGAAGAACAAAAAACUCAGUCUUUUAGAUCUUCUUAAUUUAUUUUUCCCAGAAACACAAGAAUUGAAAAUAUCCUGUGAUGAAUAUAAGGUGUUGUUCAUCUUUGAUGGUCUGGAUGAGUGUCGUCUGUCUAUGAACUUUAAGAGCAAAGUGAAACUGUGUAAAGUAUCUGACUCAGUCUCAGUGGACGUGCUGCUGAUGAACCUCAUUGUGGGGAAUCUGCUUCCCUCUGCUCUCAUCUGGAUCACCUCCAGACCAGCAGCAGCUGAUCUCAUUCCCUCUGAGUGUGUCCAUCGAGUGACAGAGGUACGAGGCUUCAAUGAGCCACAGAAGGAGGAAUAUUUCAGGAAGAGAAUCAGUGAUCAGAGUCUGGCCAACAGGAUCAUCUCACACCUGAAGUCAUCAAGGAGCCUCUACAUCAUGUGUCACAUCCCAGUGUUCUGCUGGAUCUCAGCCACUGUUCUAGAGAAGAUGUUGAGUCAAGCAGAGAGUGGAGAGAUUCCCAAGACUCUCACUCAAAUGUACACACACUUCCUGAUCCUUCAGACCAACAUCAAACAUGAGAAGGACUAUGAGAAGAAAGUGAAGGAUGAAGACAUGAUCCUCAAACUGGGGAAACUGGCUUUUCAGCAGCUUGUGAAAGGCAACCUGAUCUUCUAUGAUGAAGACCUGAGAGAGUGUGGCAUUGAUGUGACAGAAGCAUCAGUGUACUCAGGAUUGUGCACUCAGAUCUUCAGAGAGGAGUUGGGCUUGUAUCAGGGGAAAGUCUUCUGCUUUGUUCAUCUGAGCCUUCAGGAACAUCUAGCAGCUCUAUAUGUGCACCUCUCCUUUACAAUCAAGAAGAAAAAUGUAUUUGACCAAAACAAACAAAGUCUGUUGUCUAGGAUUUUUAACCAGAAGAAAUAUAAUUCAUUAUCUGAGCUGCAUCAGAGAGCUGUGAAUGAGGCUUUACAGAGUAAGAAUGGACAUCUGGAUCUUUUCCUGCGUUUCUUUCUGGGUCUCUCAGUGGAGUCCAAUCAGACUCUCUUACAAAAACUACUGACACAAACAGGAAGCUGCUCCUACAACAAAGAGGAAACACUUCAGUACAUCAAACAGAAGAUCAGGGAAAAUCACUCUUCAGAGAAAUCCAUCAAUCUGUUUCACUGUCUGAAUGAACUGGGUGAUGAUUCACUGAUGCAGGAGAUCCAGCGUUAUCUGAAAUCUGGAGAAAUAAAAGAAACCAAACUCUCCUCUUCACAGUGGUCAGCUCUGGUUUAUGUGUUGCUGACAUCAGAGCAGAAGAUGGAUGUUUUUGAUCUAAAACAGUUUAUUGGAAAACAACAUACAACAGAUGAAGUUCUUCAGUAUUUGUUACCUGUGGUUAAAGAAUCCAGAUCAGUUCGGUUAUGUGGAUGUAAUCUCACUGCUCAGUCUUGUGGGAGUUUAUCAUCAGUUUUACAAUCCUCAAACUCUGUCCUGAGAGAGCUGGAUCUGAGUGACAAUCACCUGAAGCAUUCUGGAGUGAAGUGUCUUUGUGAUGGACUGAAAAGUCCAGACUGUCAGCUGGAAAUACUGAGGUUAUGUGGAUGUAACCUCACUGCUAAGUCUUGUGAGAGUUUAUCAUCAGUUUUACAAUCCUCAAACUCUGUCCUGAGAGAGCUGGACCUGAGUAACAAUGACCUGCAGGAUUCUGGAGUGAAGCAUCUUACUGAUGGACUGAAAAGUCCAAACUGUCAGCUGGAGAUUCUGAGGCUAUGUGGAUGUAACCUCACUUCUCAGUCCUGUGAAAGUCUGUCUUCAGCUUUACAAUCCUCCAACUCAAACAUCCCGAGAGAGCUGGACCUGAGUAACAAUGACCUGCAGGAUUCUGGAGUGAAGCUUCUUUCUGAUGGACUGAAGAGUCCAAACUGUGUGCUGGAAAUACUGAGAUUGUCUGGCUGUAUGGUGACAGAGAAAGGCUGUCAUUAUGUGUCUUCAGCUCUGAGUUCAAACCCCUCAAACCUGAGAGAGCUGGAUCUGAGCUACAAUCACCCAGGAGAUUCAGGAGUCAAACUACUCACUGAAAAACUGUUGGAUUCAACCUGCUCACUGGACAAACUCAAUGAUCUGAUACCUGCACCACAGAUGAAUGCUACAUGAAUGCCACAUGAAGACUGCCACCUGGACUACUGAUGAUGAGUUUUGUUUCUUAAAUCCAUGGAAAGAAGCAGCAAUCACUUAAAUAUCAGGUAUAAUUUACUUGUUUCACUUGUUGAACAGAA
Messenger RNA from Labeo rohita (rohu), 2988 nucleotides. Its product is annotated as NACHT, LRR and PYD domains-containing protein 12. The transcript is spliced from 9 exons. The record is from RefSeq and is a predicted model, not a curated record. NCBI's taxonomy places the organism in Eukaryota, Metazoa, Chordata, Actinopteri, Cypriniformes, Cyprinidae. The coding region runs from base 59 to 2866 and encodes 935 amino acids. Gene Ontology annotation, molecular function: protein binding.